This is a messenger RNA of Trichoderma asperellum CBS 433.97, 1557 nucleotides long. RefSeq lists its product as uncharacterized. Lineage: Eukaryota; Fungi; Ascomycota; Sordariomycetes; Hypocreales; Hypocreaceae. Gene Ontology annotation, cellular component: nucleus; pre-snoRNP complex. The record is from RefSeq and is a predicted model, not a curated record. Gene Ontology annotation, biological process: snoRNA localization; maturation of LSU-rRNA from tricistronic rRNA transcript (SSU-rRNA, 5.8S rRNA, LSU-rRNA); box C/D snoRNP assembly.
CUUUUACCUAGACAAGUCUUUCUCAAUCAUUUUUACGAUGGCAGAUCCUCUCCUCACCUCUCUUUGCGCCAUUUGCCAUACUUCAGUUCCUCAAUACAAAUGUCCUCGCUGCAAUAUCCGUACCUGUUCGCUAGCCUGCGUUAAGAAGCACAAAUCUUGGUCGCAAUGCAGCGGCGAACGCGACCAAACGGCCUACGUCCCCAAAUCCAGGCUGGCGACCGCCGCAGGCGUUGAUCACGACUACAAUUUCCUCCACAGCAUUGAGAUGGCGUCCGAGCGCGCAGAGAGAGUCCUUGUAGAGGAUAAGGGCAUCAUACAAAAGGACGAACUGCGACCGUUGACGAUGGAGGAAGUGAGAUGGAAAGUCGGCCGAGACGGCAGGAAGAGAAAAGUUAUGGUGACGAAGAUCAUGAGAAGAUCGAAAGAGAGAUUGGUGGAUAAGCUGCUUGCGAAUAGGUUGAGAAAACUUGGCACAGAAGUCGUGUCUUUGCCUCAGGGCAUGACGAGACAGAAGGAAAACCACACGACGGUGAAUAGGAAAUCCGGUCGAAUCAAUUGGCAAGCAGAGUGGUUCGCUUUCGAGAAGGCCGAUGGCAGCGAUGCGAAUGAUUUGAAUAAGAUACGGACUCUUUCGAAACUCUCAGACGACGUGCCGCUAUACAAGGGAUACAGUACCUUGCUGGAAUCUCAAGCAAAGGCACAGGGGAAAGCGCAGCAGAAGAGACCCUUUCGAGGGGUUGCGCAGAAUCCCUGGGACUCUCAUUGGCAUCUGGCGAGCGAUUGUCUGCAGGAUCCCCAGACAGGUGGUUGGAUUUCCAUCCGGACGGCGUCAAUCGAUGCGUGGCCACGAGAGGAUGACGAGUCGCAACUACGGCGGUUUCAGUUCUUUCUUGAGAGUUCGAAAAAACGACCGGAUCGGUUGAUCACAUUGACACCCAUUCAACCUGAAGAAUGUCUUCGGAAUAUUCUUUCAAACACAAAAGUUAUUGAAUUCCCAGCAAUAUACGUCUUAGAAGAAGGUGAAGCUUUGCCGGCUGGAUAUGUGCUUGGCCCAAAGGAUAUAGUCGACCAUCCACAUGAAGAGCAACAACUAGGUGGUGCAAAACGCAAGGAUGGGCCACAACAAGGGAAGAGACCGGAACGACCGGCCAAGAGACGGAGACCAGGUGAUAAAGAAGGCUUGGAAGAAGGCGAGCUCGGGAGUGAUGGAGGCUCGGAUGAAGACGAUGGCAAGACUAAAGAUGGCGCUGAAGCUGACGACGUCAUUGCCGAGCAAAGCUUGGGCGAGGAUGAGGAUGAUGAGACAACAAGCAGUGAUGAGUCGACGAGCAGCUCAGGAUCUGACAGCGAAUAAAGAAUAGCGAGGAACGUGAGCAUUAUGACCAUCCAGUAUCAUGGAUAUAUCAAUUUGCAAUGUGUUACUUUCCCUUUGGCUUCACUCUGGCUCCGGGUUGCUUCAUCUUCAUCUUGUUUUCUUUUUCUUUAGACUCAAGCAACUUCAAUUUUUGCAUUAUACAAUACCUUAUAUAGUAUAGCCUAUAUGCUACUUACAAGCGA